AUGACCGCUGGGGAAUACGAGCUCUUCAAGGAGGUCAAAAAGCGAGUCGCCUCUGAGAAGCAGGGAACAGUUUCACGACCUCGCCUAGCGCCUGAAACGUCCAAAGAGCCAGCUCCUGUCUCCGGCAGGGGCUCGAAAAGGAAGCAGCCAGAAGAACUUUCUCGUGCUUCAUUCCGAGAGCCUCGCCGCAACUAUCAUCAACCAGGGCCUCGCGAGCGCGAGCAUAGUCCGAAGAAAGAAGAUCCGCCGGUGUCGGUGGCGGAAAGCUCUCUACAUCCGCUUCGGGAUUCAAGAAAGAGAAAAGCUAUCAUCUCUGCCAAAGAUCUACCCGAAGACCCGGAUGACAAGGUACCCUUCUCGGUUCAGAUAUUGAGGGAAAGUCUACCGAGGGGGUAUCGCGCUCCAAACAUAGGAGAAUACGAUGGAAGCAAGGAUCCAGAAGAGCAUUUGCGAAAAUUCAAAAACGCGGUCAUGUUGUAUCAAUAUAGUGAUGCUGUCAAAUACCGAGUAUUCCUGCAUACCUUGUCGGGCUUGGCGCAGAAGUGGUUUGAUGGGUUGCCCCCAGGAUCUAUCAAUCACUUCUUGGAUUUCAAAACGGUCUUCUUGCGUCGUUUCGCUAGUAGUCGUAAGUAUCAAAAGACUGACCACUGUCUUUUCGCUCUGAAACAGGGUCCGAUCGAGCCCUUGAGAAGCUAUAUUAAUCGGUUCAGCCAGGUGGCCAAUGACGUCCCUUCUGCCACCUCGGAAAUACUGAUGAGCACCUUCUCUCACGGACUGCUGGAAGGGGAAUUCUUCAGGGACCUUAUCAAAAAUCCUGCUCGAAAUUUUGAUGAUAUGGUGGAGAAAGCUUCCUGCUACAUCAAAGUGGAGGAGGCUCAGGCGGCUAGGAGGAAGGCCGAAAAGACAGUGGCUCCUAGCAACCGACCUGAAAGGAGGGCACCACAGCUAGCUCAGCCUCUUCAACGCGUUCAACCCAGGCCUGUCCUGCAGCCCGCCCAAGGAGUCAGACCAGCUCCUCGAGUUGCUGCCAUACACGCGCCCAGACCUGGACCAAGAGGAGCACCAUAUUGCACAUAUCAUUGGUCCAGGACGCAUGAUAUCAGUAAUUGCUUCCAAUUCGCCUGUGAUUCUAGGCGAGCUGUCGAGCAAGGCUUACCUCCCCCGGAGUUGGCACCCCAAAUACAGAGAAUGGAAGAAGAGCGGGCCGCGGCUGGACGCGCUCGGCCCAACCUGACAGGCCCUUCUAAUCAGGCUGGUCCCGUGGGGGACCAAAGAGAUGUCGGGGAGAUGGAAAAUAGGGGCAACACUGCUGUACGAGAGAUCGGCAUGAUUUCGGGAGGACCCACUGAUGGGGACUCCGGCCGAGCCCGUAAGUCACAUGGUCGGCGGUUAUAUGUGGGGGCUGUUGGGUGCAGCCACGAGCAGGCGUCUAGCCCUGUUAUCAACUUUGGGCCACAAGAUUUGGAGGGUUUGGAAUUACCCCAUAACGAUGCUCUCAUUAUCAAGGUCGUUAUCGCUAACAGCCGAGUGGCUCGGGUAUUCGUUGAUACCGGGAGUUCGGUUAAUAUUUUAUUCAGAGCUGCAUUCGAGGAGAUGCAGAUCGAUGCCGCUGAGCUUUAG
Zingiber officinale is the source of this 1620-nucleotide messenger RNA. RefSeq lists its product as uncharacterized. The transcript has a single exon. The record is from RefSeq and is a predicted model, not a curated record. The coding region runs from base 1 to 1620 and encodes 539 amino acids. NCBI's taxonomy places the organism in Eukaryota, Viridiplantae, Streptophyta, Magnoliopsida, Zingiberales, Zingiberaceae.